ACUCUCUGGGCCUCCACGAGCCUAUUUUGCCUCAUCCACUACACAAACAAAAGCACGCAGCACCUCAACGCCGACGACUCACCCCGCGCGUCCCCCGGUUUCAUACUUUCAUCUCGCCGCCGCCGGCGGCGCUACCCCGCGAGCGCGGCAGCACAGCGUCGUUAGGAGACAGCGCCCGUCAACCUUCUCCUGCCGCCGGGCAGGAGCACACAGCGGAGAUGCUCCUCCCGGCCCUUCUCGCCGCCGCGCCCCCGCCGCCGCUUGGCACCACCAGCGCCGCUGCCCCGAGCUCACGCCUCGCGAAUCCCCGGUUCCCUCGCCUCCGGCGCCCCUGUGGUCUCGUGGUGUCCCGACGCCUGGGCCUCGGAGAGGCGGCGCGCGCAGCAGCCACCGAGCGAGGUGCCACUGAGGAGGAGGAGGAGGAGGGGCAGGAGGGGUUCCCGGAGUGGGGGAGCGGCGACGAGGAUGACUACGACCAUGACCCCGAGAUCGCCGACAUCAUGGGAGACUACUUCGACGACCCCAACAAAGCCCAGUCCCGCAUGGAGGAGAGGAUAAAGAAGAAGCGGCACAAGAUCGUGCAGGCCAAGACCGGCUCACCAAACCCCAUGAAGGUCAUCUUCAGCAAGUUUGACUUCUCCAAUUCGUACAUAUGGUUUGAGUUCUACCAUGCUCUACUGCCCAAAGAUGUGACCUUAAUUUGUGAUGCUCUGCGGUCAUGGCAUAUAGUUGGGCGCCUGGGUGGGUGCAAUUCUAUGAAUAUGCAGUUAUCACAGUUGCCUUUAGACUGUCAAAGACCAACUUAUGAUGCUCUUGAAGGAGCAAAUACCACCCCAACAUCCUUUUACAAUAUUGGUGAUCUUGAGAUUCAAGAUAAUCUAGCACGCGUAUGGGUAGACAUUGGUAUUCACGAACCGUUGCUUUUGGACAUCCUGCUUAAUGCAUUAACGACCAUAAACUCAGAUCAUGUGGGCAUUAAGCAAGUACAGUUUGGAGGGAGUGAAUUUCAGAACUGGAGUGAGGACUUGAAAACAGAAGAAGCUGGAUAUAGUGUCCACAAAAUUUAGAAAGCUUAGCCCUAUUAUAGCAGAAGCAGCUGCUGUCCUGCUUAAGUGCUGAUAUAGCUAUAGCACGGAUCCAACAUAGAUUCCUGAAUCACACACCUCACCAGGGCUUCAACCGCUAUGAUCUUGCAGAACUAAUUGAGAAGAAUAGUCACCAUACCAUCGUUAAUCCUGAAAAGCUGAUUGCCAUUUUUCUGGAAAGACCAAAUAAUCUUUGCUUGGAAAAGGUUGCCAAUUAUUCUGCAAUGAAGCUAUGGCCCAUCAAGAUUCAAAUAGAUCCUAAGAUGAGCAAAGGCGCGAUGCGAUGGUUUCUUCAUUGUCAUCUACUUGGAAAGAAGGCAACAAAGUAUGGUGAUUGAUAGAUAUCAUGAGUCACAAAUCCUGACUGAGCAAUAUGAAAAAUCAACCAAGUUUGUGAAAUGCUCAGAUAAAAAAUUCAAGGAAUAUAUGUAUAUGUUGUUAAACUUUUUAGGCAAGAGUUCAUUUUUGGAAAGCUGUUACAGAAAUUUUGUUUUCGAUUAAUCA
Messenger RNA from Oryza brachyantha (malo sina), 1589 nucleotides. RefSeq lists its product as uncharacterized. NCBI's taxonomy places the organism in Eukaryota, Viridiplantae, Streptophyta, Magnoliopsida, Poales, Poaceae. The coding region runs from base 219 to 1067 and encodes 282 amino acids. The record is from RefSeq and is a predicted model, not a curated record. The transcript is spliced from 7 exons.